AUGGAUCCUGCCGUUCUGCGCCGUACUCAAGACUCCCUGGGAAAAGUCAUCCGCAAACCGCCGCUCACCGAUAAGCUGCUAGGAAAACCACCAUUCAGAUAUCUGCACGACAUCCUGACUGAGGUGAUCAAAACCACUGGGUUCCUGAGGGGUCUUUACACAGAAUCGGAGCUGAAAUCAGAUCUUGUGAAGGAAAAGGAUGCCAAAAUUUACUUCUUGCAGAAAGCCAUAGAUGUAGUUGUGCUGGUGACUGGGGAAUCACUGGCAGUCAAACCUGCACGGAUAGUGGCUGGACAUGAACCAGAAAGAACCAAUGAGUUGCUUCAAGCAAUAGGAAAAUGCUGCUUGAAUAAGCUCUCCAGUGAUGAUGCUGUGAAAAGGGUUCUUGCAGGACAAACGCCAGACAUCAAGGGGAAACUGUCAUCAGGCUCUAUACCCCAGGAUAAAGUGAACAGAGAUGCCAAGGAUGAGGAGAAGAAAAGCCAUAGAAAGAAGGAGGAUAGACGCGAGUCUGAAAUUAGAGAACAAAGUGGGAGCCAGGAAAGAAAGGAGAGACACCAAAUAAAACAGGAAGAAAAUAAACACCCAGAAAAGGAUCAAGAACGGAAGAAGGAAAGAAACAUAGGGGACACAGAGAAUGAAGGUUUAAGAGAAGGAGAGAGAAAUGACAAAGAAAAAAGCAAAAGGAGAUCAGAAGCUGAGAAGGACCAAAACAAAGAGAAAAGUAGAGAGCGAAGGAGUGAAGGGAACAGAGGGAAGGAAAGGGAAAAGGAUAGAAUAAGAGAGCGAGAAAAAGGAAGGGAAAAAGACAGAGAACAAGAAAAAGGAAAGGAAAGAGGGAAAGAUCAAGAAAAGGGAAAGGACAGAGAACGAGACCAAGAAAAGGGAAGGGACAGAGAACAAGAUCAACUAAAGGGAAGGGACAGAGAACGAGAUCAACUAAAGGGAAGGGACAGAGAACGAGACCAAGAAAAGGGAAGGGAUAGAGAACGAGAUCAACUAAAGGGAAGGGACAGAGAACGAGACCAAGAAAAAGAACAUAACAGAGAAAGAGAUUCUGACCGGGGAAGGCGAAAAGUGAGAGGGAGAGAUGAAGAGUCGCCAAAAGAAAGGGAAGAAGAAAAUCAACCGGAGUUGGAAAGAGCCAGGACCAAAGGAUCUGACGUAUCUGUAAAAGAAAGCAAGUCAGCAGCUGAGGAGCUCUCCAAAUCCACAAAAACAGCACGACCAUCAGCCUCAAAACUGAGAGAGCGGCGACCAGUGAGACCUGUAGGGGAAGGGGAAGCUGCUAGUGAUGGAGAAGGAGAUGCUGUAGAACUUACAACUUCUGAAACGGGAGGAACGUCAGAUGAACUGCCAACUCCUGCAGCACAAAGAAGAAUCCCUCGUCCUGGGAGUGCCCGUCCAGCUCCUCCACGAGUUAGACGACAGGAAAGUGCAGAAACUCCAGUCAUAGAAAGGGUCAGUAGUGGAAAAGGGGUCACUAGUGUGAUUGUCGACAAGCCAAAAGAGGAAGAUGAUGAUGAGGAUUUUGUGGUGGAAGAAGCUUCCCAUCAGAUCCCAGAUAUGCCUGGAAUGGAACUGGAGCCAGAGCUGAAUCUGCCGGAUGAUGAGAAGCAUGGUGGACUUGUCAAGAAAAUCCUAGAGACAAAAAAAGAUUAUGAGACACAGGCAGAUGGAACCAGUAAUAAGGAGACGUUGCUGCUGUCAGAUGCCAGUAGGAGAAAGGAGAAAGAUAUUGUUGCCAAGGAGAUUGAGAGGUUACGUGCAUCAAUCCAGACACUGUGCCGUAGUGCUCUACCACUGGGCAAAAUCAUGGACUAUAUUCAGGAGGAUAUGGACACCAUGCAGAACGAGCUACAGACUUGGAGACAGGAGAACCGUCAUCAUGCUGAAGUGCUGCUCAGAGAACAGAGUGUCACAAACACGUCUGUAGAACCUCUGAAGGCUGAACUAGCUGAGCUUGAGAAACAAAUUAAAGAACAGCAAGAUAAGAUCUGCAUUGUAAAAGGAAACAUCCUGCGGAACGAGGAUAAGAUCCAGAAAAUGGUGCAGAGUAUCAGCGUGUCAUCCAAAGAAUAAGUAGUAGUCACAGACUAUUUUUCUCCAAAGUAUAAUGACUUGUGCACAGGAUCAUACCCAGGAAAUUCCUGAAGAUGUCUGCUGAUUUUUAUAUAUUCUGUAUAAAUUAUUUAUAUACAUAAAAAUCAUAAGAUAGUUUUGUUUUUUUUGUGUGAACAUAUUGUAAAACUUGAAAAAUUACACACUAUUAAAUUGUAUUGUUUUAUUUUCUAUAAAACCCUUUGAAAAGUA
Bombina bombina (fire-bellied toad) is the source of this 2313-nucleotide messenger RNA. RefSeq names its product TRAF3 interacting protein 1 (gene IFT54). Lineage: Eukaryota; Metazoa; Chordata; Amphibia; Anura; Bombinatoridae. The transcript is spliced from 16 exons. Gene Ontology annotation, biological process: intraciliary transport; cilium assembly; regulation of microtubule cytoskeleton organization. The record is from RefSeq and is a predicted model, not a curated record. Gene Ontology annotation, cellular component: intraciliary transport particle B; centrosome; axoneme. Gene Ontology annotation, molecular function: microtubule binding. The coding region runs from base 1 to 2082 and encodes 693 amino acids.